Messenger RNA from Terrapene triunguis (Three-toed box turtle), 3389 nucleotides. RefSeq lists its product as uncharacterized. The transcript has a single exon. The record is from RefSeq and is a predicted model, not a curated record. NCBI's taxonomy places the organism in Eukaryota, Metazoa, Chordata, Testudines, Emydidae. The coding region runs from base 961 to 1776 and encodes 271 amino acids.
CAACCCAAUAAUUAUUUAAAGACUAUAGUCUUUGAGAGUCUAAAAGUUAAAGCUUUAUAACACUUAAAGCACAAACUAUCAACAUCACAUGUCAAAAUAUGCAAAGCAAAUAUCCUUGAAUCAAUCUCUAAUAAGGUCUCAAAAAGUAUUUUCAUUACAUUGCCUCUCUGUGAAUUUUGAUUAGUAUUUUUUUCAUCAGUGUGUAUGUGUGUGGGUGGGUGGUGAAAUGGACAUUUACAGAUUUUUUUAAAAAAAUUGCAUCCUUCCAAGCGUAUCUAUAGCUGCUGUUCAAUAAAGAGAAUUUCCUCUUGUUUAUCUGAAGGAAGAAUUCAGACAAUCAGUGUAAAGUGGUAGCUCUUACAAGAUGCACCAAAUAUCCAUGCAUCAAAUUCCCAUUCGCUUCAUGGAAGAUCUGCUCACUGAGGGCUUGCAGGAUUGACCUAUCAUUUAUAUUUUAUUGUUGCUUUGUUUAUUCCCAUUCCAGUGUGGGUAAUUUUUUUUAAAGGACUUGUGAAAGACCAAUGGAUUGCUUGUCUAUUGGAUCAAUUUCUCUGUCUCUAUCUGUAGUAUCCUGGGAGGUGGGGGCGGGGGGGGACAGAUUUGGCCUUGACUGUAUGCACAAAGUUCCCUCUGGGCCAGAGUCUGUUCUUAGUUACACCCAUGCUCUCCUACUGACUUCACUGUGGUUACACGGGAGUAGCUGAAGGCAGAAUGUGUAUCUUUCUGCUCAGCAGGAGUCAUGUGCGCACACAUGAGAUCAGAAUUUAGCCUUUAGGGCCGAGUUACUGAUACGAUGGAAAGUGUGGAGUGCAAUACUCAUUAGCCAAGUAUGUUAGGAAUGGUUACUGCUUUUAAAUACUUUGAACAGCAAAGAAAUGUACGUGGAAGCUUUACAUGCUUUUCUAAGGUGGUGGUCCCCAUCCGACCUUUUUCUUUCUUUUAACAGGGGACAAUUAUGGGAUGGAUGGGAAGGCUAAACUGCCAAAUUUCACCGAGGACAUCGACUGGCAAGGACUGGAAGAUUUAUACAGUGUGAAUGAAAGUUUGUACGAAUACAGAUACAACUAUAGACUUAGUCUGGAUGACUGGACUAAUUACUUGAAGGAUCUAGAUAGAAUGUUUGCACUGCUGAACAGUUACUAUGAGCAAAAUAAAACAGACAAAACUAAAACUGCUCAAAACAAUGGGUACGUGGAUGAAUCACCUAUACCAUUUACCUGGGGGGGCCUGACCUCUGCUGAGUCAGACGAAGACUCAAGUGGUCUGAUUGCAGAAGAGCUGCAGCCUAUCGUGCCAACUGACUUGGCAGCCCUAGCUUUGAGCACUGUAAUUUUAAAUCAAGUGAGGAAACUUGAAUUAAAUAAUGAUAUUCCUGAGAAAAGUAGUUUGAAUUCUGCACACUGGAGAAAUCAACAAGCUGAAAAGUGGUUGGAGAAUAAAGAGUUAGACAGUUUUGAAAUGGAUUUAAGUGGAAACGGUUUGACAGAGCUGGAGUCCAGGCAUAGCUUCAUUCUACAGACAGUUAGCAUUCUUCAGAAAGACUCUCACCAGGACAGUGACCCAGUGGAGGAUAUUUUUGAAGAUCAGAUAUACCUUCCUGUAAGUUCUGAUGAACCCACUGUUCAUCAAGCUGUAAAUGUCUCCAUCAGGGAUCCAACUAUUAGGGCUCAGAAAAUGGAGACUAUGUUGGAAAAGAUGGAACAUAACUUUGAAGGAGAGACUUCACAAAUCCUAAAUGUAGAAGGCAGUGCCUCAUCUCCACUCUCCUUGGAUUAAAUGAAAUUGUAAACCAUAUAUGGGUCUCUUUAUUUUUGAUCAGUAAACUAGUAAUGGUAAUCACGACAACUGACAUUCCAUGUUUAUUGCAGAUACAUUUUGCAGCUGAAAUGAGCUCAACACUCUGUGUGUGUGUGUGUGUUUAUUUCAUAUAUACACAUACACAUACUUGCACACUAAUUCUCCAUAAUUGAGAAACUAGGUUCCCACAGUAUUAAAAAGAAACAGUGUUAACUUUAUAGUGCAGUGAUGCACACAUUUCCUAGACUAGUAAUGAUUUCCUUAAAGUUUCCUUUGAGUUACUUUUUCUGUUUCCAAAAGGUCCCACAUAAAUGAAUGUCUCAGUCCACCCAUGCUAUCUGCAUAAUGUAUUUUUGAUAAAUUAUUUUUAACCACUGGAAUUUCUUGUCACACUUUUGAGUAAAAUGAUAUUGCACUUUUGUAAUCUGUCUCCCAGACCAUUUAUUAAUCUGAUCCUUUACAUGUUCUUAGUUUGCUCAUUGUUUCAUGUAAUUGUGAAAUAAUAAAAUGGGUUGACAGGAAAGAGAUAUUCAGCAUGGAUUGUGAAAACAGAUUGGUCGAAUAUUAUUUUAGCAGAAGAUAUUGCAUGUUUUGUUGCCUUGACUUUCAGAAAUUUAUUUUCAGAAAGGUAUAGCUAAUGAAUGCUCACUGUAUGAGGAUUUUUAAAAAUUGGCUUGUUUCCCUACAUAUUGAUACCAUCAGUAUUAAAAAUUCAUGAAUGUUUCUAGAUUUUUUUGAUGAUAUCCUUACAGAGGUUUCUAUGAGUAGAAUAUGCUUUGUCGCCAUUUUUGAUUUUAUUAGUCUGGACAAUAUCUUGAUAUUUUCAGAAAGUAUUGUGAUCAAUUUGGGACUUUAAAAUGUUUUUUUUAAAGGCAUUAAAGGGAAUGGUAAAAUCAUAUUAGACUUACAUAUUUUAGAUACAAAAGGCAUAUGUGGUCAGAAUAGAAGGCUAGACCUAUUUUGUUGUUGUAAUGUGUUCUAAAGUUUUGUUUUGUUUUUUUCCUGGAUUUUACCAAACAUUUAAUUUUUUUAAAGAAUACUACAAAAUUGACUUUGAAAAUCUGUACUGUUGGUAACUUAAUAUCUAUCUUAGGUUUUUUUUUUUUACAUAGGUAGAAAAUAAGUAAAAUAAAAAGAAUCACCUCAUACAGAUGUAUUUCCACCAUGUCCAAUUCACACUAAAGUUCCUUAUGUUAUAUGUUAUUUAGCUUAGUGGGUUUUUUAGUCUGUUGCAAGCACUGCAGGUUAAAAUUAUGUUCUUUUGCUUUAAGUGUUUAAGUUGAACUAUUUUAAAAGCAGAUUCUUUUAGUAGGAUUUUAAUAAUUUUAAGAAGCAGUCUUUAUGAUGGACUCUGUGAAUAUGUUAAAAUUAACUCGCUAUGUAUCUGAUGUAUGUGCCAUGGGCUGAAUGACAGAACAAACGUAUUUAUGGUCAUGAAUGAUGCUAUUUGUAAAUAGAUUUCUAGUUAUUAGGAUAAAAACUGUGGUUUUUUUAAAUCUUGUACAAUAUUUCUGUGAUACUUUUAUAGAACAAUUCUGGCUUCAGGGAAGUCUAGAAGCAAUAUUUCUUGAAAUAAAAGGUGUUUUACUCUA